AUGGUGAUGGAACUUACCAGAAACCUUCACAUUGUGCUGUUGAUUGGAGUCGUGUGUGUCGUGCAGGCGAUUGCUGUCAUUUGCCCCUACAGCGACCUGAUAUGCUCGUGUGAUUCCGAGAUACUAUGCUACGGUCUGCAACAAAUCCCGCCGCUAAUUACCGGAGAUAAUGUGGGCAAGUUUACAUACCUGACAUUUCAGGUUGGAAACAUCACUAACAUACCCAGCAAUAGUCUACCUCCUGGCCUCACGCUGAUCGAGCUGUCCAGUCACCCGAUCUCGUCAAUUGCUGACGACGCCUUCGACUCAUCGGCGGAUACUCUAGAAACUUUCACAAUAAAAGAGUCGCAUCUCACCAGUUUACCAACAGCACUCAAGAAACUGUCCAAAUUAAUCAGAUUGUUUAUUGAUGAUACGCCAAUACAAGUUUGGGAUACUGCUACACUGAAGCAGAUUGCUCCUACAGUUGAGAAUCUAGCGCUCAGGAAUGUGAGUUUGUCAACAUGGCCAAGCUGGAUUUCUGACUUUAACUCGUUACUUACAUUAGACCUAAGCGGAAACCCUCUCAACGCUAUCCCCGACGACGCGUUUAACUCUUUGAAAGAAUCAGUAACCGUUCUUGAACUUAGAAAUACUGGCUUGACCCAUGUACCACAAGCUUUGUCCACACUCUCAAGUUUGAUCAGUCUCGAUUUGCGUAAUAACAAUUUUACAGAUGUGUCUGAAAUUGAACGGAUUGCUGGGUCGCCGUUUGCUAGGAAUCUGACUGACUUAUUUUUAGACUCAAGUGGGCUCACAGGAGCAGCAAAUUUGACAAAUUUGACAAGUCUAAAAGUUAUUGGCUUAUCUAAUAAUAGAAUAUCAGAUGUAGCUGCUGGCUCACUCCCCAGAUCUUUAAUAGCAUUGUACCUUUCAAACAACAGUUUGUCAUCCGUACCACAAGAUGUGGCUUUUUUGAAUAGUCUUACUGAUUUAUACUUGUCUAACAACCGAAUCAAAGAAAUUGAACCUACCUCGUUUCCCUCAAGUCUGGUAUAUCUUGAUCUACAUUUUAACAAUUUAACAGUGAUUACAAACACAACUUUCACACAUCUCAGUCUACUGGAACAUCUUCUCCUGAAUUUUAAUCCUAUCUCAACGAUCGAACCUGCGGCAUUCUCAGAUCUGGUAUCGUUGCAACAACUUUCAUUGAUAGAAACCCACCUGACAGAAAUCCCUCUAGCUUUUUCCCUGUUAAGCCCACAGACAGACCUCUCAAUCACUACGACACAGCCAUUCUCCUGCCCUUGUCCAGCUCCUCGGGAACUAGUUGAAUGGUAUUCUUCCCGGGCAUUAUUUUCAACCAUCCAUUUAUACUGCAGUAGCGGACAACUUAUUGACUCUUAUCUGAGUGGCCAGUGUAGGUAA
Molecule: messenger RNA, 1407 nt
Organism: Candidula unifasciata
Lineage: Eukaryota; Metazoa; Mollusca; Gastropoda; Stylommatophora; Geomitridae
Source: the annotation of a GenBank genome assembly